Vollenhovia emeryi is the source of this 525-nucleotide messenger RNA. Its product is annotated as cuticle protein 5-like. The record is from RefSeq and is a predicted model, not a curated record. Bases 1 to 525 code for a protein of 174 amino acids. The transcript is spliced from 3 exons. Lineage: Eukaryota; Metazoa; Arthropoda; Insecta; Hymenoptera; Formicidae.
AUGAGGUCCUUGGUCCUUUUAAUCGCCACCGUUGCCACGACUCUGGCCACGCCGGCGUAUUAUCAAAAAUACCACGGGUCACCGGCGCCCAUAGGCCACGACGGGAGAGUCCUGGACACGCCGGAAGUGGCACACGCCAAAGCGGCGCAUCUCGCCGCCGUGGCGGAAGCUGCCGCGAGGGUACCGCACGGCGCGGCUUCCUACGCGGAAAAUGGGGACUAUCACGGAUAUGCUAAGCCCGUAUCGGUCGGCCAUCAAAUGUACCACAGCGGAUACGGAUAUCACGGGCCGCCUGCCCCGUUAGAUCAUGACGGUCGCGUGGUAGACACACCGGAAGUGGCCCGAGCGAAAGCCGCGCAUCUGGCGGCGUACAAUCACAUAGCUUCCGCGACACCUGUCGCGUACGAUCAUUCGCAGAUUUACAAGCCACCGGUUUACGGCCACGACGGCUAUUACGGCGACUCGUCGGGCUCCCUGUCUCACGACGACGGCGCGAAUGACGGUUACGACGGUUACGAUUACUGA